AUGUCGGGUCUUUUACUGGGAGUGUUACGAAGACAUGGGGCAGUGGGGGCGCGGUCCAUGGCCUCCGUCCCGUCCCUCCCUCCCGCUGUGGCAGAGUUCGUGAGGGGAGCAGUGGAGGAGUGCAAACCCUCAGGGGUCCAUGUGGUCACUGGGACCCCCGAGGAGACCGCCAAUAUCCUGGCACAACUGGAGGUGGAGGGGAUGGUCAAGAAGCUGCCCAAGUAUGAAAACUGCUGGCUGGCUCGCACAGACCCCAGAGACGUGGCUCGAGUGGAGAGUAAGACGGUGAUCGUGACGAAGCAGCAGCGCGACACCAUCCCCAUCCCGGCCGAUGGAGUAAAGAGUCAGCUGGGCAGCUGGAUGAGCGAGUCGGACUGGAGCAGGGCGCGACAGGAGCGCUUCCCCGGCAGCAUGGCAGGCAGAACCAUGUAUGUAAUUCCCUUCAGUAUGGGUCCAGUGGGCUCUCCUCUGACCAAAUAUGGUGUUCAGGUGACAGAUUCUCCCUAUGUGGUGGCCAGUAUGGGGAUAAUGACUCGUAUGGGAACACCAGUCAUGAACAAAUUAGCAGAAGGAGCUGAGUUUGUACGCUGUCAACACACUUUGGGUCGACCUCUACCUCUAAAAGCUCCCCUGGUGAACUCAUGGCCGUGUAAUCCAGAGAAAGUGUUGAUCAGUCACCUCCCAGACGCUCGGCAGAUCAUGUCGUUCGGCAGCGGAUACGGAGGAAACUCUCUGUUAGGAAAGAAGUGUUUCGCUCUCCGGAUCGCCUCUCGCAUUGCUAAAGACGAGGGCUGGCUGGCAGAGCACAUGCUGAUUUUGGGAAUCACGAACCCUCAGGGAGUGAAGCGAUAUGUAGCAGCAGCGUUCCCCAGCGCCUGUGGGAAAACCAACCUGGCCAUGAUGAAGCCCUCUCUGCCCGGAUGGAAGGUGGAGUGUGUGGGGGACGACAUCGCAUGGAUGAAGUUCGACAGCCAAGGAAAACUCAGGGCCAUAAAUCCAGAGAACGGGUUCUUCGGUGUUGCUCCCGGGACUUCGGACAAAACCAACCCGUACGCCAUGGCAACCAUCGCCAAAAACACAGUCUUCACGAAUGUAGGAGAGACCAGUGAUGGAGGCGUGUGGUGGGAGGGGCUGGACUCGCCACCAGAGGGCGUCACUCUCACAGACUGGCACGGGAAAGCAUGGAAGAAAGGAAACCCCACUCCUUGUGCUCAUCCCAACUCUCGGUUCUGUGCCCCGGCCGCUCAGUGCCCCAUCAUUGACCCGCAGUGGGAGAGUGAGGAGGGAGUUCCCAUCGACGCCAUCAUCUUUGGAGGAAGGAGGCCCCAGGGAGUGCCUUUGGUCUAUGAAUCCUUUAACUGGAAACAUGGCGUGUUCGUUGGAGCUUCCAUGAGAUCUGAGGCCACUGCAGCCGCCGAGCAUCAAGGCAAGGUGAUCAUGCAUGACCCGUUUGCCAUGCGUCCGUUCUUCGGGUACAACUUUGGAGACUACCUCUCGCACUGGCUGAGCAUGGAGACCAGGAAGGCCCCCACUCAACUGCCUAAGAUCUUCCACGUCAACUGGUUCCGAAAAGACCCCAGCGGAUCCUUCCUGUGGCCUGGGUUCGGUGAAAACGCCCGGGUGCUCGAAUGGAUCUUCAAGCGGUGCGGGCGUGAGGCAGAUGACGUAGCUGCUAAGAAGAGCAUUGUCGGGUGGGUUCCAGUAGAGGGCGCCAUCGACACCGCAGGCCUCGGCAGCUCUGUGGAUAUGGGAGCUCUCUUUGACGUUCCCAAACCGUUCUGGCAGCAGGAGAGCAAGGAAUUACGAGCCUAUUUCUCGCAGCAGGUGGGCUCGGAUCUCCCAGGGCAGGUGGAGGAGGAGCUGAGGCUUUUGGAGCAAAGGGUGCACAAUUAA
Molecule: messenger RNA, 1893 nt
Organism: Knipowitschia caucasica
Lineage: Eukaryota; Metazoa; Chordata; Actinopteri; Gobiiformes; Gobiidae
Source: the annotation of a GenBank genome assembly